Messenger RNA from Callorhinchus milii (elephant shark), 1297 nucleotides. RefSeq names its product retinol dehydrogenase 13. The record is from RefSeq and is a predicted model, not a curated record. Lineage: Eukaryota; Metazoa; Chordata; Chondrichthyes; Chimaeriformes; Callorhinchidae. The transcript is spliced from 7 exons. The coding region runs from base 85 to 1125 and encodes 346 amino acids.
GGGGGAGGAGGAGAGAAGGGAAGAGGUGUGUGUGUGUGUGUCCUGAGGUUUUACUGGGCUGCAAGAGUUACUGUCGCGGAGAGAAUGAAUAAGUAUAUAGUGCCGGCCUCCUUCAUGGCCAGUGUUAUUGGUGGGGCGGUUUUGAUCAAGGACUAUGUAACUGGUGGAACCUGUCCGAGCAAAGCAACUGUCUCGGGAAAAACUAUUAUCAUUACUGGAGCAAACACUGGUAUUGGAAAAGCAGCUGCUAGAGAAUUAGCUGGAAGAGGGGCAAGAAUAAUCAUGGGAUGUCGAGAUAUGGAGAAAUGUGAAGCAGCAGCUCGGGAAAUUCGAGGAGAAUCUCUGAAUCAUCAUGUGUAUGCCAGGCACCUUGACCUGGCCUCACUUCAGUCUGUCAGACACUUUGUCAGCAAAUUCAACAAAGAGGAGGAACGGUUAGAUGUCUUAAUAAACAACGCUGCUGUAAUGAGAUGUCCACACUGGGAAACUGAAGAUGGUUUUGAAAUGCAGCUGGGUGUCAAUCAUCUUGGUCAUUUUUUGUUGACCAAUCUUUUGCUUGAGAAGCUGAAGAAGUCUGGAAAUAGUCGUAUCAUUAACGUGUCCUCGCUGGCUCAUAUUGUGGGGAGAAUUGAUUUCAAUGACCUCAACUGGGAAAGGAAAAAGUAUGACACAAAAGCAGCGUACUGUCAAAGUAAACUUGCAAAUGUGCUGUUCACUCGAGAGUUGGCAAAAAAACUUCAAGGAAGUGGAGUUACAACAAAUGCUGUGCACCCUGGGGUGACUAACACAGAACUUGGCAGGCACACAGGAAUGCAUAAUUCCAAUUUUUCUAGUACAAUGUUGGGGCCUUUCUUCUUGAUGCUUGUAAAAUCCCCAAUCCUAGGAGCACAAUCCUAUGUAUAUUUGGCUGUGGCAGAAGAGCUGGAAGGAGUAUCCGGUAAAUACUUUGAUGUCAUGAAACAAAAGGAUCCUGCCCCACAGGCACUGGACGAUGAGACAGCCAGACGGCUGUGGGAAAUCAGUGCCAAGUUAGUAAAACUAGAAAAUGAGAAACCUACUCCACAACUCAAAAAUGUUCCUUUCGACAAUGUCAAACCAAACAGUAAGAGUUUAAUGGAGCACUGAUAGGAAAUGUUUACUCUUGCAUGUAAAUAAUAGUCUUCAAAAUAUUGUGAAUUAUUCAGUGAUUUCGUUUGGAACACAAGUUGUUUGGCCAUGCUAUACUGAAGGCACCUUUUGAUAACUCGCCGUCCUUUCCCUGUACAGUAAACGAUUUUAUUAAAAUUGUUUAAGCCAA